UCGCGCUGUGGAAGUUGUAGUGGAAGCACUGGCGCUCGCGCUCGUGAAAACGCGUCUGUGUGUUUUCCGUGGAUUUACAGGAGCCAGCAGAUCCACAGACAUGCUCGGGACUCACCUGUGAUACUUGAGUGUCCUGUGAGAGAGGAGGUGUUACGCUGGACAGACUGACGUCUCCUGCAGGAGAUCAUGUCGACGGCAGUUGCGGCGAUCGUGAAGGAGGGAUGGCUCCACAAAAGAGGUGAAUAUAUAAAGACGUGGAGGCCGCGGUAUUUUCUGUUGAAGAGUGACGGUACGUUUAUCGGUUAUAAGGAGCGGCCGCAGGACGUGGAUCAGCUGGAAACACCAUUAAAUAACUUCUCGGUGGGACAAUGUCAGCUGAUGAAGACAGAACGACCCAAAGCCAACACAUUCAUCAUACGCUGCCUGCAGUGGACCACUGUCAUCGAACGCACCUUCCAUGUGGAGAGCCCUGAGGAACGGGAGGAAUGGACCAAAGCCAUCCAGGCUGUGGCCAACAGUCUGCACAAACAAGAGGAGGAGAUGAUGGACUCGUCUCCUGACCCCAUGGACAUGGAGAUGUAUUUGACCAAACCUCGACACAAAGUGACUAUGCAUGAUUUUGAAUACCUCAAGCUCUUGGGUAAAGGCACGUUCGGAAAGGUGAUUCUGGUGAAGGAGAAAGCGACUGGAAAAUAUUACGCCAUGAAGAUCCUCAAGAAAGAAGUGAUUGUAGCCAAAGAUGAAGUGGCUCACACACUCACUGAAAACCGCGUCCUUCAAAACUCGAAACACCCCUUCUUGACGACUCUGAAGUAUUCCUUCCAAACUCACGACCGCUUGUGUUUCGUCAUGGAAUAUGCCAACGGAGGAGAGCUUUUCUUCCACUUGUCACGAGAUCGGGUUUUCUCGGAGGACCGAGCUCGGUUCUAUGGGGCGGAGAUCGUGUCGGCGCUGGACUACCUGCAUUCAGAGAAGAACGUGGUUUACAGAGACCUGAAGGUGCUGGAAGACAACGAUUACGGCCGCGCGGUGGACUGGUGGGGUUUGGGCGUGGUGAUGUAUGAGAUGAUGUGCGGACGUCUGCCCUUCUACAACCAGGAUCACGAGCGCUUGUUUGAGCUCAUCCUCAUGGAAGACAUCCGCUUUCCUCGCACGCUCGCUCCGGAGGCCAAAUCUCUCCUGUCCGGCCUGCUCAAGAAAGACCCGAAGCAGCGGUUAGGUGGCGGCCCCGAAGACGCUAAAGAGAUCAUGCAGCACAAGUUCUUCACAGGAAUAGUGUGGCAGGACGUUUAUGAAAAGAAGUUGAUUCCUCCGUUUAAACCACAGGUGACCUCAGAAACGGACACCAGAUAUUUUGAUGAAGAGUUCACAGGACAGACCAUCACCAUCACACCACCUGGACAAGGCGACAGUAUGGAGGCGUUUGACAGCGAGAGGAGGCCACAUUUCCCACAAUUCUCUUACUCUGCCAGUGGAAUGGCCUGAAACAUCACAUCAUGUGCCUCUGGUUUGCCUCCUUCAUCCCUCAUCAGACAUUUUAGAUGGAAGUUGCACAUUUCAAUGUAAAACCACGAGCGCAGAAACUGCUCAUAUACACCAGACUGAUUUACCGGUUUGUUUUUCACAUAUGUCUUUUGGUUCGACUUUCUGUGGCCUUCUGUGUUAUCAAUGUUUUUCUGAGGAUUUGAGAGGGAACACUAUAACAUUUCCAGUCUACCUAUCAAAAUCAUCAGUUGUAAUAUAGAUUGAAAAUACAUUAUGUAGCGCUUUUUUUAUCUGCCAUGAUACCCUUAUGAAUAUUGAAAUGGAAUGGCUAAUUUAAUGCCAAAUCCCUUUUUUAUCCUUCUUACUUUUUUUUAAAUAACGAUGAUGUGAAUUGACUGAUUGACGCCUAUCAAAAAGUGCUGUGAAAGCAAUUGUAAAUGUGUAAUUGUAUGAUUCUUUACCCCUAAAGUACUUCUGGUCUAAAUGUUCCUUGCUUUAGUAAAUAUUUGCAUUGAAUGUGCAGUACUGUAUAAUAUAAUAUAAUUCACAUGAAUAAUGACUGAAUUCCUCUAAAAAAAAGUAUCUUUUUAAACUUUCACCCAACGGUCAAGAUUGUUUCUCAUAAACAUUUAAAACAUGUCCAAGAAAUAAUAGAAAGAAAUACACAUUCUUUUGUUGAAACAAUAAGUCCAUUGUUUUUUUAUUCUAUUUUUUGUAUUGUGACAAAUGCAAACCCCCUCACCCACAUAUUGUAAUCAUAAUAAUUUUAAAAUGUGAUCCAAAAAUAGGCAAAAUAAAUGAUUUAAUAUUAUUUUGCUUGUAACGCUGAGGUCAUGGGUUUAAAUCCCAAGGAAUUCACGUUUAUUAAAACUAUCUUAAAUGAAGUGUAAGUGGCCUGGAUAAAAGCUUGACUGUGACCUGAAUGUGUUUUCAUGGGAUUCACACAUUGAUUCUGUAUUAAUUCAUUUCUCAAUCUCAUUAUCCUUAUUUGUUGUUUUUUUCAUUGCGGUUCUUGUUUUUUUUGCUUCUCAAUGAGUUUUUUUUAACUUUCAAAAAGGGGAGUGGUGAAGAGUUACAAGAGACCAGAAACAUUGCAGUUAUUUGAAAAUUUCUUCAUUUUUUAUUAUUUAUAUAUUAACAGCUAGAAAUGAUGUAAUUUACUGUGCAGUAUAAACUUUGUUUACACAGAUCAUGCUGAUACAUUUGUACAUUUCAUCUGAUGACUCUUGACUGUUAUUUAAUAACACAUUUCUACACAUGAGAGUGAAACGGUGUAAAAACCAUUAAAUUGUUUUAAGGCAUCUUGCAGUAUGACCACAAAAAUGCAUUUCUUUGGUCAUUUUUUAUAUUGUCAACACACAAACGUUGGUCAUUGUACAUGAAUGAAUGUAAACCCUGUUCUCCCUCAUUUUUAUAUACUGCAACUUAUUUUAUAUGCAAAACGUAUUUUUCAGUCUGUUGUUUCAUACGAUUUAUGCUCUUUCAUACUGUUCUGUCAUCUUUUUAAAUGGGGAAAUAUUUGUAAUUUUUUAAUCCUCAGUUUUUUUCUGCAGUCUUUUUUAACACAAACUAAAGAACAUCAGCUUUAGGAUACAAAUAAUAUAAAGUUUGUAUACACUUUUGAGCUUUUUAUAGUUUAGAUUUUUCCACUGAAUUGAUUAUAAAUAAAAUUUUGGCUAA
This is a messenger RNA of Triplophysa rosa, 3165 nucleotides long. It is a transcript of the gene akt1, whose product is annotated as v-akt murine thymoma viral oncogene homolog 1. Lineage: Eukaryota; Metazoa; Chordata; Actinopteri; Cypriniformes; Nemacheilidae. Gene Ontology annotation, molecular function: protein serine/threonine kinase activity; ATP binding. The record is from RefSeq and is a predicted model, not a curated record. The coding region runs from base 187 to 1485 and encodes 432 amino acids. Gene Ontology annotation, biological process: protein phosphorylation. The transcript is spliced from 13 exons.